This is a messenger RNA of Fusarium tjaetaba, 2196 nucleotides long. Its product is annotated as nitrate assimilation regulatory nirA. The coding region runs from base 1 to 2196 and encodes 731 amino acids. Gene Ontology annotation, molecular function: zinc ion binding; DNA-binding transcription factor activity, RNA polymerase II-specific. The transcript has 5 exons. Lineage: Eukaryota; Fungi; Ascomycota; Sordariomycetes; Hypocreales; Nectriaceae. The record is from RefSeq and is a predicted model, not a curated record. Gene Ontology annotation, biological process: regulation of DNA-templated transcription.
AUGGGCAGCUCAAAGAAGCCUACACGAGCACAAGAACACCAAAAGUCUAAUCGACAGUUGCUCCCCAGAAACCUCCAAAAAUCAGAACAUGAGCCUCAAUACGCGCCACUCGAUGUCUCCGACAUCCCCAGGGCAGCCUUAACAUCAGUCGCGUGCAACAACUGCCGCGUCCGGAAAUCAAAGUGUGAUGGUCGUAAACCAACAUGUUCGGCCUGCGCGAGCCGAAGACAGCACUGUGUAUAUCGUGCCGAGGUUUCUCAGGAGAAGAUGACGGAGCUGAGAAAGUGCUCUAAAGAUCUCUUUCAGGCACUGGAGCUCUUGAGAACUGCCCCUGAUGAACACGCUCAAAAUCUGCUGGAGAGAUUGCGCAGCAGCGAUUCUGUGUCGGAAUUCUUGCAAGUUCUUGACUCAGGCACCAUGAAGCCACCUUCACCAACCGACCCUCUAGCCACCAGUCUCGCGGCAACUUCAGCCGAUUCAACAAUAGAGCUAGACCUAAACAUGCGAUUUUCUGGCGUAUUCCCUAUGCUGGAAACUCUCGAUAUCAAGGACGUAGAUCUUGGUCUACUGGCAGUUAACAAACGGGCCCUGACAUCUUCGAAUCAACAGGCGGCAGCACCUUUGACACCUUUUACUCCAAUAGAGUUUGGUCAAAGAUCGGAGACACCGACGACUUCUGAAACCUUCUCAACACCAAGCGACACCACUGGAGAUACUGGCGUUGACUCUCGGCUAGAAUCUCUUCAAAUAUGGCAGUGGACUUCAGUACCUAUACCCGAAAACCUGGCUGCGCAAGUUAUAUCUUUCUAUCUAGUCAACGAACACCCUGUACUAUCAUUUUUCGACGCCGAUUUAUUUAUUCGAGACUUCGUGGCAGGCGGAGGUCGCUUCUGCUCACAACUUCUCGUCAGCUCACUUCUUGCCUGGGCCUGUGCCUCCUAUUCUCAGUUUGAGCCACGAGCUCAAACACUCUCUCUUGCAUUUUUGAGAGAGGCUAAGAGACGAUGGAAAGAUUUGACAGACCAUAAUGCUCUCACUACGUUAUCAUCGGCAAUGCUUCUUGUCCUUACUUGUAACCAGCAUGGACAAGACAAAGUUGGUCUAUCCUACCUUGACGCCAGUGUACAAAUAGGUCGAGGACUUGGUUUAUUCAGCGAUGAUGGAACAUCGGUACCUGAUUUUAACGACGACAGUGAAACAAGGACAGCAGCAACAUUUGCCGCUUGGGGCACCUUUGGUUGGCACAGUCUCCACUGUAUCAACUUCCGAGCAAAACACCGAAUACGACAUCCGCCAUCUUUGCCUAUACCAGGAGAUGUGUCUGGGCCGCCCCUGAAUGAGCAUAUGGGAAGCACUUUCACAUGGAUAUCCAAGUUCUGGGUCAUCAUACACCAAGCAUUUCGUGAAGGCUAUAACCACUUUAGUCGUCUACCGAUGUCACACGCACAUCAGAUGUAUCGACUGUUACUUGACUGGGCCAGUAUCCUUCCAGAGGACGUACAGAGGAGUGAAACCUGCCCCCACCAUGUUCUCUUACUACAUAUUUGGUACCACACAGCAGUAAUAGACAUGUGGCGCCCAUUUCUCGGUCGUAGAAGCUAUGAAGACGCUGGUGGAAGUGAACUUGCCACUGCCACUCACGAAGCAUCCGUCCAUCAACUCAAACGGCUUAUAUAUCUGUACAGGAAACGAUUCGAGUCAACGAAUCUUACCAUGUUCAUGACCCCCGGACUUCUCACACUCAUCAAUGAAGUCUUUCGAAACCCCGGUACAUCCGACGCUCAAUUCUACUUCAUGUUGGCCGCGCGCGGAUGCCUGUCGAUAGCAUCUUGGUGCAGGGGCCUGCGAGGCAUCACAGAAGGCUUGAUGACAAUAGGUUGGCAAAACGGAACCUUCAAACGUGAAGGAUGGACAAACAACAGCAUGAUUGAGGACAUCAGAGCUACAACACGGGCGCUCAACCAAGAGGGCACCUAUAGCAGCCUUUACCCAAUCAAUCUCGAUUCAACGAGCGAGAGCAUGGACGACAUCGGCAUGGAAGCCUUGGCGGGCGAGUUUCAGAGGCUGAGUUCAAAACAUGAGCCUACGCGCGGGAAAGAAGUUGAGAUGACGAGUGAGCCUAACGUCUGGAAGGGAGAUCAGCGAGACUUGGACUUGACGUUGACUGAAGCGACGGAAGAGGAGGAAUAUACUUAG